Knipowitschia caucasica is the source of this 1050-nucleotide messenger RNA. The record is from the annotation of a GenBank genome assembly. NCBI's taxonomy places the organism in Eukaryota, Metazoa, Chordata, Actinopteri, Gobiiformes, Gobiidae.
AUGCCGAUACGUCAGGCCGUACGUCAGGUCCGAAACAUCAGUCCGAACACAGGCAGAUACAUCGAGGCCAGACACAUCAGGCUCUCCGGAUACAUCAGGCAGACACAUCAGCAGAUACAUCAGCAGAACAGCAGGCCGAUACAUCAGGCCGAUACAUCAGGGCCGAUACAUCAGGCCGAUACAUCUGGCAGAUACAUCAGGCCGAUACAAUCAGAGCCAAUACGAUCCGCAGAUACAUCAGGGCAUAUACAUCAGGCAGAUUACUCAGGCCGACACAUCAGGCGACACAUCAGGCCGACACAUCAGCAGAUACAUCAGAGGCCGACACAUCAGCCGACAAUCACUCCAGGCCGACACAUCAUCAGGCCCCCCGACACAUCAGGCCGACACAUCAGGCCGACCACAGGGAACCCAUCAGGACAGGCCGACACAUCAGGCCGACCAUCUAGACCGACACAAUCAGCAGAACAUCAGGCCGACACAUCAGCCGACACAUCAGCCGUAUCACAUCAGGACCGAGACAUAAGGCCACACAUCAGGCCGAUAUCAUCAGGCCGAUACAUCAGCAGAUACACACAUCAGAGCCUACACAUCCAGGCCGACAAUCAGGCCGACAUCAGGCAUAUACGUCAGGCCGAUACGUUCAGGCCGAUACGUCAGGCCGAUUACGUCUGGCCGAUAUGUCAGCCGAUACGUCAGGCCGAUACUCAGGUCGAUUACGUCAGGCCGAUACUCAAGCCGAUACGUCAGCCUACGAUUACCUCAGGCAGAUACAUCGCAGAUACGUCAGGUAUCGCCGAUACGCAGCCGCUACGUCGCGAUACAUCAGCCCGUACACAGGCAGAUCUCUAUCAGGCAAACCUCAGCCGAUACGUCAGGCCCAGAACGCGGCAGAUACAUCAUAGCGAGACUCAGGCCGAUACGUCAAGGCCGAUACAUCCAGGCCGAAACAUCCAGGCAGAUACAUCAGGCCGACACAUCAGCCGUCACGAUCAUCGAUACAUCUGGACCGACACUUCAGGCAAUACAUCAGGCAGAUCCAUCAUCUGA